This is a messenger RNA of Neopsephotus bourkii (Bourke's parrot), 818 nucleotides long. RefSeq names its product RNA-binding Raly-like protein. Gene Ontology annotation, cellular component: nucleus. The transcript has 7 exons. Bases 45 to 818 code for a protein of 257 amino acids. The record is from RefSeq and is a predicted model, not a curated record. NCBI's taxonomy places the organism in Eukaryota, Metazoa, Chordata, Aves, Psittaciformes, Psittacidae. Gene Ontology annotation, molecular function: RNA binding.
GGUGCCGGUACCUGGUGCGGGUCCGGGUCCGGUGCCGCGGGGGGAUGACGCUUUUCGGCAGCAGGGACGCGGGCUGGAGAUAUCUGGACAUGGCCAGAGAGCCCAAGCUGAGCCGGGCCAGGCUGGGCCAGAAGCGGCAGCAUGGCAGCAGCCUGUACCACAGUAACUGUGACCUCGAUUACGAUUUCUGCAGAGAUGAAUUCCCACACCGGGUGUAUGAGUACCAGAAGAUCCCUCCCCUCAUUAACCGCAUCCCAGUCAAGACCAGACGAGCUCACAUGGGAACAGGGGGAAAAAGCAGCCCAAGUGCACAGCCCAAGGCCAGGAGCAGCACCAGCUCCACGGUGGAACGGACGAAGCUGCACGCUGAGGAGCUGCAUUCCAUCAAGGGGGAGCUGUGCCAGAUCAAGGCGCAGGUGGACAGUCUGCUGGAGAGCGUGGAUCGCAUGGACCAGCGGAGAGAGCGCCUGGCAGGGUCCAAGGAGAGUGAGAGGAAGAGGUUAGGGACAGGAGCAGAGUCACCAUCCCCAGUGGAAGAGCGGUCACAGGGACAGGAGGGGAGGGGAGCUGAUGGGCACAGUGACCUGCACAGCAUCGACAGCACAGAGGAGAGCACAGACACAGAGGAGAUGGGUGCUGUGAGCUGCAGAGAAAGCACCCCAGGGGUCCCAACCCCUAUGGCACAGGUCGCAUCCUGCCUGCCCACCAAGGCAAGCCCACCCUGCAGAUCCAUGCCAGGAAUUGGUUCAGCAGGCACAGGUACAGUUCAAGAAGGAGCCCCUGCAUCCCACUGUGGGACCACCCGCAGACCCCUCUAG